Molecule: messenger RNA, 4886 nt
Organism: Orcinus orca (killer whale)
Lineage: Eukaryota; Metazoa; Chordata; Mammalia; Artiodactyla; Delphinidae
Gene: SLC25A36
Product: solute carrier family 25 member 36
Exons: 7
Coding region: 237-1172 (311 amino acids)
Biological process (GO): pyrimidine nucleotide import into mitochondrion
Cellular component (GO): mitochondrion
Molecular function (GO): pyrimidine nucleotide transmembrane transporter activity
Source: RefSeq, a predicted model, not a curated record
GCUGCCGCCGAGUUGCCCUCUGGCGCGGGUGGUGAAACCUAGCCAGGGUGGGAGGCGGCGUGGCUGCAGCGCGGCGGGGAGGGCCGCGCCGGUCGCCUUCUGCAGCCGCGUCUCCGUCAGUUCCCGUCGCCGUCCCUGGGGCGCCGUGCGGCUCCAGUCCGGAGCGGAAGCUGCGGCCGUCGCGGCGGCCGGAACCGCGUCCCGCCUCAGCGCCCGGAGGACAUGCGGGAGAGAGAAUGAGCCAGAGGGACACGCUGGUGCAUCUGUUUGCCGGAGGAUGUGGUGGUACGGUGGGAGCUAUUCUGACAUGUCCACUGGAAGUUGUAAAAACACGGCUGCAGUCAUCUUCUGUGACACUUUAUAUCUCUGAAGUUCAGCUGAACACUAUGGCUGGAGCCAGUGUCAAUCGAGUAGUGUCUCCUGGACCUCUCCAUUGUCUAAAGGUGAUCUUGGAAAAAGAAGGGCCUCGUUCCCUGUUUAGAGGAUUAGGCCCCAAUUUAGUGGGGGUGGCCCCUUCCAGAGCAAUAUACUUUGCUGCUUAUUCAAACUGCAAGGAAAAGUUGAAUGGUUUAUUUGAUCCUGAUUCUACCCAGGUACACAUGAUUUCAGCUGCAAUGGCAGGUUUUACCGCAAUCACAGCGACCAACCCCAUUUGGCUUAUAAAGACUCGGUUACAGCUUGAUGCAAGGAACCGUGGGGAAAAGCGAAUGGGCGCUUUUGAGUGUGUCCGUAAAGUGUAUCAGACAGAUGGACUUAGAGGAUUUUAUAGGGGCAUGUCUGCUUCAUAUGCUGGCAUAUCCGAGACUGUUAUCCAUUUUGUUAUUUAUGAAAGUAUUAAGCAAAAACUACUGGAAUAUAAGAUUGCUUCUACAAUGGAAAAUGAAGAAGAGUCUGUAAAAGAAGCAUCAGAUUUUGUGGGAAUGAUGCUAGCUGCUGCCACCUCAAAAACGUGUGCCACAACUAUAGCAUAUCCACAUGAAGUUGUAAGAACAAGACUGCGUGAGGAGGGAACAAAAUAUAGAUCCUUUUUUCAGACACUGUCUUUGCUUGUUCAAGAAGAAGGCUAUGGGUCUCUUUACCGUGGUCUGACAACUCAUCUGGUGAGACAGAUUCCAAACACAGCCAUUAUGAUGGCCACCUAUGAAUUAGUGGUCUACCUGCUCAACGGAUAGCACCACCAGGCUGCUGUACUAUAAAGAGGGAAGACCAAAAGAUACAGUGGACCAUGGAGUACCGAAGCCAGCUUGGUGGACAGAAGGAAAAUAGUGUGGGAACAUGGAACUAUACCUAAGUGGAAGUUUGGUCGUAGGAAUUAAAGUAAUCAUAACCACAUUACUUAGUCUUUUUAGUAAUGUGAAAAAAAACCUUGGCUGCCUCCAAGAAAAAGCCUUUAGAAGCGCUCGUUCUUCAAAAUUGCCAUUUUCUCUACCAUGUCCACAGGACACAGUUGGCAUUUUGUUGAUUUAUGGCAAUCAGAGUGUAGUGUUUAUUCCAUGAGCACUUUUCCAGUUUUCUAGACAGAGCCAUCUGUAACUGUAUAACUAUCCAAAGAUAGUAUUGCCAGUCAUAAAUUUCUAACUUCUGCAUAAUUCCUAUAAAAUUGAAAACAGUGAUAGUAUUUUCACAUUUCCUUGAGAGGAUCUGGCACUAUAUUUUAAAGUUAAUCAUUUGGGAUUAGUAGUCACUGUUUUUGACGACAAAUGAAGUAGUGUCUAAACAUGUGUUUAUUUUUAGCUUUAAAAAUGUUUUGGUUUCCACUGCUCACAGGUGCUUUAUGUUUAGCAUAAUGUGAACACUUAAAUUGUUUGUUAAUGUAUCAACUCAAAUGGUAAUAGUUUGGGACACAACCAGUAAAAUGUUGAUUCUUGGCCAUUUCAGUAACUUGAGCAUGUCCUCUUAUCUUUUCUAACCUAAUGAUACAUGAAUGAAUGCAGUGUCUUUUCAGUGACUAAUUAAUUAUGAACUUGAACUAUCCCCUGCCAUACCUAGGUAUCAUUUUCUUAAAAUGGAAAAAAUUUACUGCUUCUGAAUGUUUCUCUAUUUGGUUUCACAUUAAGAAUUUGAACCUUUGAAUUAUUUCCAGAAGCUCUGCAUACAUUGUAUUUAUUUAGUAGAGAAAAUGGUAAUUUUUAGCUUUGUCCUUACAAGGUGUUUUCUUUUUUUAAGAUGAUGUUAUAAAUACCUGGGGCAGCAUAAACAUUAUAGACGAAGGGCCCUCUGCAAUCUGAUUGGGCAGGUAAUGAUCCUAAUUAACUUACAGUUUUAUAAAUGAACAAACUGCUUUGGACAAGGAAUUUAUUCCAUCCGAAUUUCUUGAAUGGUAAAUCAUAGAAAGAUUCAAGUUAAUUCAGAUUAAGCGUGUUAACAGGAUAUAGCUUUUACAUUUUGCUGUUGAGUUCAACUGCACCUUUUAAUACUUUAAAUGUAUUAUAUGUAUGGCCCUUAUGAAGAUAUUUACUGUAAUUCAAUUAAAAGACUUUCGCUUAUGGAUGUUGCUAUACUGGUGUAUGAAACUUAUACAAUUAAACUCCAGUGUGGUAGUCAUUUCAGUAUACAUGAACUGUACAUUUUGUGCAAUGGCUUUAUCUUAAGAAUGACUUUUUGUGAAUGCACUUUGUGGCCUUUUGGGGGGGAGGGUGAGAGUAGGAGAGAAUUCCCAAGAUUACUUUUUUUAAGUAUUGGUUAUGUAUUAGGCAGAAACAGUGUUCAUAACAUUUUUCUGGGAUUUAGGUAUAUUUUGGAGAUCUUUACUAUAAAUGUUUUUAAGUAUUCUUAUGUACACUGUAGUGCCCCUAACAUAUAAAAAAAUCAUAGCAUGUCAUUACAAGCUUUCUCCACUGUCACCAGUGAGACACAGUGCCCUCUUAAAUUCCUACACCUUAACUUCCUUGCAAUCAACAGUAACUGGAUGUUUUUGAGGUGCUUCGAUUGGAAUUUAAAAUAUUCCAAUCUCUUUGGAGACCAAAGGCAAAUUCAGUUUCAUUACCUUUGGGAUUAUUAAUACCUUUUAUGGUGAAUUUCAGCUUUGACAUAUAUUGUGAGGAACAUGCCCCCCACCCCCCAAAAAAAACAGUAAUGGGGUUUGUAACUUAAAUCUGUAAAGAAAGUGUCAAUAUAUAGUGUUUUCAUUUUCAUGUGCCACUUAUCCUGCCUAAUACAGUGCAAUUUGCCUUGUGAAGAUCUGUAAACAUUAGUUGUAUUGAAUGUCAGACAGAGACUCUCUAAUCUUAGUGAUCUGAAUACCCCACAAAUGAUUAAGAAUGAUAUAAAAACCAGCAGCUAAGGAACAUCUUAUCUAGUUGUAGCAAAUUCAUAACAAGUGUCCUUCAAGGAUGAACUCGUAUUCUAUUCCUGUUUGUAUUUGUAUUGACCCUUUAGUGCAUUUUUUUCAGCUUUUAAAAGUGAGUAUAUUUACGUGCUGGAAGGAAAAGAUCUUAGAGUCUCAGACUUUGUUUCUUUGUGCGACAACUGGAAAGGAGCAAUGAAGCUUAUUUUGUUUUUUCCCCCCAAAGUACAAUCUGCCGUAGUUUAUGUAUGACAAAGAUAAUUUAAAAAGAAAACUUUAUAUAAAAAUUGUACAUAAAGUUUGUCUUUGAAACAUUUCUUUGGAGUUUUUUUUUUAAUUGAUGCAAACGUUUAAAAAGAAAAAAAGAAAAACACUUAAAAAGCAUUGGACUUCUUUUUUAAACUGUUUUAUUUUCAUCUGUUUUCUAUCAGAUAGCUUUUUAUUUCUAGUGUAGAGGUAGUCAGCACUCUUCAAAUUGGUAUGUACUUUUAUUGGAGAAUUGUCUCAGAAAAUUGAACUUUUCAGGUUAAAGCGGUACAUACUGAAAGAACAUACUCAUAGAGCAGCAGAUAGGAACUCUGGUACUUGUGGCUUACAGAAACAGUUUACUAGAUUUCAAAGUCAAAAAUCUGAGAAUGACCAACCUGUGAUUGUGGGGUACCAUACAGUGCUUUUAAAUCCAGGGAAAAAACUGUAUCACCAAAGUUUUUGUCUUGGUUUUCCUUAUGUAUGUAAUUUCGUGGAACCAAUCUUACUAGAUGGAACCCUCAAGCAAUUGAUUUUUUAACUCUGACACCAAGAGAGAAUAUCAUUAAAUUAUUUAAUCCAGACUUUUGUCUCCUAAAACCAAAUGCCCAUUGUGGAAUAGCAUUAUUCUAUGAGGACCAGCUGAGUUUGGGUUGUUAAGAAUAAUGCGUGUUUACUCUUUACUGGAGUAUAAAUACGUCACCAUUUUUAGAUUUUGUUUUAGAUCACUACAAAUACUGAUUUGAUCUUGAAGGACUUAAGUGCUAGGAAUCAGUUUAUCCUUUACCCUUCCAGCGUUGUUCGUGCUGUCUUGUUGUUUACACGCUUUUCUGCCUAGACUGUUAGCAGUAUAGGGACCCCUUUGGGGCUGGUAAAUAAUAGUUCAGCCUUUUUCUCCUCUAGUAUUGAUCAUGACUUUAACAUUCCUAAGAAUAUAGAUGUUUCUAAAUGAUUUAAAUUGGAAGGGGAUUUUAACUAUAUAAAAGUAUUUAAUACAAUGUACUAACUUUCGGCCCACACAAAUCUCCAUUGUGCCCUUAUAUUUCUCAAUCUACACUCUGCUUUUUAUGCUACUCCUUUUAGAAACUGAAAAUUCUAGUUUUACUCAGUUUUUGUGUUAAUAAACAUUUUGAAUGUGUACCCCUGCAUAUGUGAACCAUUAAAUUAUGACCUGUCAGUCAUAGCUAAAUAAUCAACUUCAAAGAGUUGAUAUCCUUUGACCAUUUAUGUGACGUUUGCUAUUGAAUUCCUGUAUGUGGCUGUAAAUUAUGUGCAUUUACUCUGUAUUUAUGUUAACUAGCUGAAUUUUAUUUGAAUUGUUAAAAUUCCAAAAAUUAAAAUAUGCAUAUGAAAA